AUGAACACAUCCAAUUCUUGCACACUUUUUGUUGCCGAAGUUCGUGGAAGUCGAACUUGCUCGGUUUGCAGGUGAAAUUUCAGACCUAUUGUCAGUUUGGAAAUCUGAAUUCGAAUUUUUUGCAGGUGCGAUAUCUCGGCUCAUACAACCAAUGCGAUUUUUGUGACGCCGGAGAGGAUUUUUUCGAAGAUGCCGCAACCUGCUGCAUCGCCAUUUGCGGCCAGUAGAAAUGCCAGCUUUUCGAAGUGAGUCUAGGGGAUUUCGGGAAAAAAUUAUUUCAAAAUUUGCCACGUGGAUUUUUAAAAUUUCAAAAUAGUUUGGGUCAAUCUAAUCAAAAUAUCUGGGGAUUUUUUUUUUGGAAAAAAAACAACUUUUCCUGACAAUUUUUCCAAGAUGAAAAUACAGUAUCAGUAAAUUUUCAUCUGAAAUUUGAGCAAUAAAAAUUCUAGAAUUUUGCCACGUGGAUUUUUGGAAUCUGAAACUAUUAUUAUAUUCUUCAAGAAAACAAAUUUCGAGGAUAAUUUUUUUGAAAUUUUUUUCCGGAACGAUAAUUCCUGAAGUUUUUCCACGUGGAAUUUCAAGAUGAAAAAUUGGAAUCUGUAAAUUUUCAUCUGAAAAACUCUAGAAAAAAUAUAGAUCAAGAAACUUCAUCAAUUUUGCCACGUGGAUUUUUGGAAUCUGAAACUAUUAUUAUAUUCCUCAAGAAAACAAAUUUCAAGGAUAAUUUUUUUGAAAUUUUUUUUUUGAAAGAUAAUUUCUGAAGUUUUGCCACGUGGAACUUCAAGAUGAAAAAUUCCAUCUGAAGUUUGAGCAACAAAAAUUCUAGAAAAAAUUUAGAUAAAAAAUUUCAUGAAUUUUGCCACGUGGUUUUUUGCUAUGAUUUUUUUAAACUUAUUUUUAGUUUCCAAGUGGCUUUUGUUUCUAAAUAUUUUUUUGUAAAUUUCCCAGAUCCUAGAAAAAAAUCUUGAAAAUUUGAAGUUAGGUCAGACUUCCAAACAUUGUCUUCUGGAUUUCGAAUUCUAGGCAACGCUCAGACUUCCAGCCUCAAAUGUGAAAGGUUCAGAAUUUUCAGUUUGAGAUCAGGCUCCUGUUUUCAGGCUGUUUUCUCCAACUUUCUAAAUUUUCAAAUAAAUUUUUGAGAAGCUUCCGAAAAAAUUAAGAUUGACAUGCUCUUCCAAAUGAGCACAGCUUAUUUUUUGCUCAGACUCCACUGAAGCUUUUAGGGUCAGAUAUCUUCUGGGUCUCAAAUCCAACUUUCAAGCUAAAUCAAAUGAUAUCAUGCUUUCCAAACAAAAAACCAAUCAAUAAACAUUUAUCCUCUUAUCCAUCUAAAAAAGCAACACACACUGGCAAAAAAUAUAAUAUAAUCACUCUAAAUAUUUGCGCAAUUCAUUAAUAUUUAUCCAUUCGAUUCGAUUCAUUUUGACAUCCGCCUUUUUUCUCACAGAUCUCAAUCAUUUUUUAAAAAAGCCAGCCAUUUUUUUUCAAAAAUUCCUUAUUUGAUCAAGGUUAGGUUAGGCGUAUUCAGGUUUUCCUUAUUUGCUUGUUUACUUAAAAAUUCGGGUUUUCCUUUUUUGCAGAAUGAACAAUAAUUUGGCGCCGAAUUCGACGCAACACGUGGCAAUGUCUGAAAAUUCGGCUUUCAAAAUUUAUUCGCCGGUGAGUUCAAAUUUUCUUUCUUACAUCAUAAAUAUUUACAUACACACACGUACGUAGUACAUAACUCUUGAUAAACAACUCGUUCAGUCUCGAGUGUCUGUGCUCUUGCGGUGCUCUUUUUGGGGAGUACUGUAGUUGAAUAGCUCAUUUUUUGUGGUAUAUUGCAGGAUUCGAAACAGACGACACCGCCAGCUGCGGAGCACGUGAUUAUACGUCCCGAACCGCGGUUCGCUUUGGCGCCUAUUCUUCCGCGGGUUGGUUUGGGGGACGGGAAGGGUUUUGGGCUCGAUCUUGGGCCCGCUUAUUUCAAAAAUCUGGGCCUUAUAGGCCUGGUUUAGGCCUAAUAGUUUUGUGAGGCUUAAAAAAUAGAUGGAAAAUAAUUUUUUAGAGCAAAAGUUCCAAAUUUUGAGCCCCAAAUUUGAAAUUUGAAAUUUUCAGUUAAGAAAAAGGUUUUAAAGCUUUUUAAUUUAAUUUUCAGCUAAAUUUCAUUUUAAGGAAAAAUAUUCAUGUUUUUUUCUAAAAUUUCCUAAUUGUUGAAAAUAGAAUUUUUUCAAAAAUUUUGAAAGUUGAUUGAAUUUUCAGAGGUUCAGAACUUCAAAAUAUUUUUUUUAAAUUUCAAAACUCCAAAAAAAAGUUUUUUUUUUGGUAAAAGUUUUCAAAUUAAUUCAGAAAUUUUAAAGUUUUUUUUUUAAAAUCUGAACUUAAUUUUUGAAAAUCAAUGUUUUCAAAAUUUUUCAAAGUUGAUUGAAUUUCCAGAAUUUCAAAAGAAUUUUUUUUUUGAAAUUUUAAAAGUUCAAAAAUAGAGUUGUUUUUUGGUGAAAGUUUUCAAAUUAAUCCAGAAAUUUUAAAGUUUUUCUAAAUCUGAACUUAAUUUUUUUGAAAAAAAAAAGUUCAAAAAUAGAGUUGUUUUUUUUCAAAAAUUUUCAAAUUUGAUUGAAUUUUCAGAGUUUCAAAAGAAUUUUUUCAAAAGUUUUUUGAAAAAUUAAUAUAUUUUUUCAACAAAACUUUCAAAUCUCAAAUAUUUGAUUUUUUUCUGAAAAUCUGACAGUUUUCAAAACAAAUAUCUAACAAUAAUUUUUUUUCUCAAAAAAAUCCCUUCAAAUAAAUUUCGAGGUGACCUAUGACGUGGCAAUUAGCAAAUAAAAAUCUUCAUUUUCAUUUUGAAUUUAUUUCCAGCAAGAAGGUUCCGAUUCGAACAUCUCGAAACGUAUUCAAAGUAAACGUCGCGAGCGGCCGCGCAGUGUUGGACUACUAGAUUUAGGGUAAGUCCCAAAAACAUUUCCCUCAAAAAAACUGGUCUAAACUUGGAAACGGCUGAUAUUUAUUCAUGUAUGUAUAACAUGUCUCAUAUGAUAGCGAGAAUUUCUGCGAAAUUGUGUAAAUAUUAAGAGCAAAAGCGCAAGUUGCGCCAAUUUGCUUUGAAACUUAUUAUUUUGUGUGAUAUAUUAAUCGCUUACGUUUCCCGAUUUUCUCUUUUCCAGAAGUUUUCACCGACUUUCGCAACUUGGCGGAUCUCCUGAAGAAGAAGAAGAGGAGGAAGAAGAACCCGAGCUUAUAGCUCAAGCUGAAACUCAAAAUCGCGCUGAAAAACGCUCAAAAGACUUCAAACGCAUCUUGCAACGGUUUCAGGUGAGCAACAGUUUUAUAUUGGAAAAAACACACCCGGCUUCACAUGGCUUCCGUAGCGCAGUAGGCAGCGCGUCAGUCUCAUAAUCUGAAGGUCGUGAGUUCGAGCCUCACCGGGAGCAGUUUUUGCAAAAAUUCUUUUUUUUUUGAAAAAAGUAGAUUUUUGAUUUAUUGAUAAAACUAGAGAAUUUUUUGAUAAAGAUAAGAUGAUAUCAAAUAAUUUUUUUAGUGUUUGUACAAGCAGAACACAAUGUUCAGCUAUCCAAAAGUUUUGAUUUUGAAAGAUAGGCUAACUCAAAAUUUGGUCGAGAUUAUUGAACAACAUUUUUUUUUCACAUCAAACAAACAUGUUUACAAAACCAAGCUACAUAUUUUUUGAAGGUUUUCAAAAAUACUGUGUAGGAAGAUAUACAUUUAAGAUGAGCCCAGAGGCCUGAAAGGCCAGAGGCCCAAGCCUAGGCCUACCUUCCUAGGUCUAUUCCACAUAUCUCACCCCCGCACAACAAUGUUAUUGUACAAAAAUACCUGGCAACAUUCCAAAGUAGAGUACCAGUAGUUAAAACAACAAAACACACGCAAACAUUUUUCACUUCAAGAGCUUUUCUCCCCCGCUCGCGCUAAAAUUGUAGUUCAUUUUGUUUUCCAACCAAAAAAAAUUUCGAUUUUUCAGUCGGCUGAAAGUAAAACAUCAAUGUCGCCGCCAGUUGGGUGAGUUGAACAUUUUGCGAUUUUUUUGAGCUCCAGAAAAAAGUUCUGCACCAGAGAUAUCACAUACAACAUUCAUAACACAUGUUUACUCUUCUGACUCCACCCUUCAUUCCCCCCAAAAAAAUCCACUUGACAUCUACUCUCUAUCUUGUGUGUGUAUGUGUAUGUUUUUUGACAUCUUCCUCGAGUUUUUUUUUGCCCCGCGAGAGUUGAACGACAUAUUAUAGUAUUACUAGACGAGCGAUAUCAAUUUUGAAAAUAUUAUUAUCAUGGUUCUGUUUAGAUGGUCGCAAAAAGUUGGCGGUGGAUCGCAGGAAUCCUGGUCGACGCCGAAUCGAAGUAGUUUGAACUCGAAUUAUCGGUGAGUGGGGGGAGAGGCUUCAUAAGGGCUGCUUGGACCACUGGUACUCUUAUGAGCUAGUCAGCCCGGAUCAAAUUUUGUAAGACCGAACUCGGAGGGAGGGGGGUUAACCUUAGGGGCAUUUUUGAAGAUAGGGCACUUAAAUUUUGUAAAUUUUGGAGUAUUUCAUGCUUUUAGAGGCGAAAAGCCCACAAAAAUUUGGUCAGGGGGUUAACUUUUCGAAAAUUUUGCAUGGAAGGGGAGGGGGGGGGGUUAACUCAGAAGUUCUCAGGGGUCGUCGAACCGAUUAGUUCAAUCUAUAUGUGUGAGGGGAUUUCGUGCUAAGAGUUCAAGAGAUUUAACAAGAGACCUACAUUAGGGUGAUAAGGGGUUUCGAAAUAAGGGAAGUACAGUCUUAUGUAACUCGACGAGCUGAUCAAGAUGCCGCAAAAAUCAGCUGCUGAGAUUCAGUCUGAGCCGCGCAAAUCAGCUUUUGAAAAUUAACGCAAUUUUUCAUGUGAAAACGUGAAAAUUUUUGACUCAAAUACCCAAAACUUACUUAUUUCAUUUGAAAAUUGAGAUUUUCUGAGCUUUGGAGCUCAUUUGCGUGGUUCAGAGUGGAGCUCAGCAGCUAAUUUUUGCGGCAUUGUGAUUAACUUACCUUAUUUCAAAAACCGUUAUCACCCUAAUGCAAGUCCCCAAUCAAAAGUUGACUCUUUUUUUCCAGAGACAGCCCAGCCGGUUCUCGCAACACAUCAGCUCGCUCGCGCCUCAGCGCCUCAUCCGCCGCGCAGAGCCCCCACUGCUUCCUGCCAACCACCCGCGACUCAUCACCUCGCUCCAUCCCCAGCCCAUCGAUGGUCCCAAUGCGCCCCGACAGCAACAGCUCACCCGACAUCACCAUCAACGAUUUGCACCACUCUCCAUUGAGUCAUACCGGUUCGACACCCGAGCCAACUCCGAUAACACCAGUGAAAGUGCCAUCGAGAAGAGCGUCGUAUACCCCGGGUUAUUCACCGCACGACAUUUAUUCACCAACCACACGCUGGGUUAAGGAGACUGAUGUUGAUGAUCCGUUGGCUAUUCCGACUAUGAGCCCCAUUGGAUCUUCAGCAGGACUUUCGGAUCAUCAUAUAAUCCUGCCGUCUUUGCGAAGUGCCCCAAUGUCUAAAAUGCCGAGCGUUGAGAGACUCGGAAAUCAAUCAAUCCGCGGGUAUAACAAUCGCAACUGCCGACGAACUGUUCUAGACAAUCGAACAGCUGAUCAAUCACCCAAUGGAAUCUACGUUAGACGAAGUCGAUCAAAAGAUGAUCGGCCAUCUCUAAGCUAUCUGUCUUUCGAUCAACAUCACCAAGGUAUCUAUUUACCUAUGAUCACUAAUCCUUACACUUUUUUUACAGAUCUCCCAACUCGUGCACUCUUCAUGUCUGCUGAAAGUAUCGCGCAUAGCAGUUCAUCACCAAUGACAUCACCGGUCAACAUUCCGACACAAGUUUUGACAAGUGGAAGUACUCGACAGAGUUCGAACAAUUUGAUGGGCGCUGAUGAAUCGCAUAAGCAUUUUCAACAGAUUUCAAUGUCCCACGUGCACACACUGAACAUCGUCGCAGAUAAAUUGUCGGAAGACUGUAGACGCGGUGACGAGCCGGUGAGCCGCAAUCGCUUGGCUCAGCUGGAUUUUGGAAGUUUUUGCAUCAGCUCGCCGCAUCCGAUUCUCACCAAGGGCAAAUCGUUGUUUUAUAAUGGAUAUUUGCCGAGGCAGGGGUUGCCGGAUUAUCCGGUUACUUUGAUGGUGAGUGGGAGGGAUCUAGCAAGACCCCAGGGGGUGAACACUUCGAAAAUCCCAGGGUGCACAACUCAGCCUAAACAUAGUGGCUCUGUUCGGAAAUAAAGGGUUUUAGAGAAAAUAAAGGGUUUUUCAGAAAAUAAAGGGUUUUUCAGAAAAUAAAGGGUUUUUCAGAAAAUAAAGGGUUUUCCCGAAAAUAAAGGGUUUUUCCGAAAAUAAAGGGUUUUACAGAAAAUAAAGGGUUUUUCAGAAAAUAAAGGGUUUUUCCGAAAAUAAAGGGUUUUUCCGAAAAUAAAGGGUUUUACAGAAAAUAAAGGGUUUUAGAAAAACAAAAAGGAUUUAUAGGGGUAAAAAUAUCUGAAAAAGAAAAGUAAUUUUUGUCUAUUGGAAAUUUACUAAGCCUAAGCCUUUAUUCCAGAGCUGCACAAACAUAAAAAUUGAAUUUUUAAAGCUUUCCUAGCAUUCAAAGCUUAGGCUUAGUGAGCUCCUGUAAACUACAGAUCCACAUCAAGUUAAGAAAUUUCAGUCAGAUAAUAGAUAGUUGAUAAAAUUGACUAACUUUUGGACUUGUUAUUGGGGAGUUCUUUUUACUUUUUCGGGCUCUUGAAACCAUUUUUUCUUGAAAAACCCUUUAUUUUCGGAAAAACCCUCUAUUUUCUGAAAAACCCUUUAUUUUCUGAAAAACCCUUUAUUUUCUGAAAAACCCUUUAUUUUCUGAAAAACCCUUUAUUUUCUGAAAAACCCUUUAUUUUCUCUAAAACCCUUUAUUUCCGAACAGAGCCAACAUAGUUAUGAUGUGGUGAAUUCUGAGUUGACAGAGUUGUUCAGCGGGUUCAUCUAAGAUUUGAACAGUCUGUGCAACAAAAAAAUUUAAUUUUUUUUUAUUUUUUAUUUUUCAAAAAUAAAAUUUUUUUUUUUCAAAAAUUAAAAUUAUAAAAAAAUGAAUUUUUUUUCGAAUUCAAAAUUUUGAGCAUCGGAAUUUCCAACGAGACAAAAUGGAAAUUUUUCCGAAAAUCUUUUUAAAAAAAGUUCUGAACUUAUCAAAUAGACCCUGCUGAACAACGCGAACAAACUGAAUUCAAAAAAUAUUAUCUCUGUUCGACAACUUUGCCACGUCAUAACUAUGUUUAGGGUAAGUGUUCUUCCCUAUUUGAACUGCCAAAGUCUCCAGUAAGGGAUUUGAAGUUGCCAAGCGAACACUCUGGAGAUAUCCACUCACCCUGUCUUCUCCUAUGGAUUUUGACCAAAUUCAAUUUUUCGCAGAUCGCACCAUGCUCCCAAUACGCCCCACUCAUGCGAAAAUCCGAAUCCAACCACUUCGCCCUUCCCGGUUUCCUCGAAAUCGAAGAUCACGACGGUGCCAUUCGUCAGUUCCUCUACGACACCGGCACUCAAAACCUCGACGGUCGAAACACCAAAAUCAUCGCAAUGCCCCGCCUCAACCUCUGCUCAUUCCACAGUCUUGCCGCCCACCAACUCAAUCAACGUAUGGAUCGAACACAUCACGAAGAGCUCGUCUCUUUCAUCUUGCUGCAAUUGCUGCAAGCGCUGAAAAUGCUGCAAGGCGAAGGAGUUGAAUCAUUGAGCACCAACUUCAAGGAAUUCUUGUUAGCUUAUCGGUAUCAGAAUUCGAAUGCCGUGUAUAAUGAGUUCCCCAGAUUGCUGUUUUUGCCAGAGACUUUGGGUGCGGAGAUUGAAAGUGGAGGGGAUGAAUUAGUCGGGUUAUGCAGGUAUGCGUUAAGAGCUCUGUGCACCUUAUUACAUCACAAGAUGGAUGGAAGAGCACCGACGAUUAAGUUAAGGUAACUAAGUUCCCUACACAUCAUCUCAAAUACCUCUUUUGUUAAGAUCACGGUUCUCCCGAGCCCUAGCAGCGUGCGCUCUCCUCCUCCAAGAAGACAAAUCGAGCAGUCUAACCAAAGCCAAGAAUGUGCUCGAGCUCACGCUCUGGUCAUCCGGUGAGCACUUCAAAACCGACCAGGAAGCUCGCGCUUGGAUCGACACGGCUCGCGCAGAAUGUGUGGAUAGUCUCGUCCGACAGCUGAUCAACGAGCCGAGUCGGAAUCUGGGAGCGCGGGAACGAUUUAGAAUCGAGUUCUUGCUGAGCGCCACACCACGAUCUAUCAUGGAAGCCCAGAAAUCCACGUUGACUGCAAAUGUGAAUUAA
This is a messenger RNA of Caenorhabditis angaria, 8287 nucleotides long. Lineage: Eukaryota; Metazoa; Nematoda; Chromadorea; Rhabditida; Rhabditidae. The record is from the annotation of a GenBank genome assembly.